This is a messenger RNA of Manihot esculenta (cassava), 3928 nucleotides long. Its product is annotated as protein STICHEL-like 2. Gene Ontology annotation, cellular component: nucleus; DNA replication factor C complex; DNA polymerase III complex. NCBI's taxonomy places the organism in Eukaryota, Viridiplantae, Streptophyta, Magnoliopsida, Malpighiales, Euphorbiaceae. The transcript is spliced from 9 exons. Gene Ontology annotation, molecular function: DNA-directed DNA polymerase activity; DNA clamp loader activity; ATP binding. The record is from RefSeq and is a predicted model, not a curated record. Gene Ontology annotation, biological process: DNA-templated DNA replication; DNA repair. Bases 561 to 3665 code for a protein of 1034 amino acids.
UGACCAAACAGCCCUCAAACUAGGCUCGUUAGCCGAGACCACCUCUCUGCAACAUCUCUGCAACCAGGAACAAGAAUUUCUGCACUAUUUUUUCCAUCUAUUUUCAUUUUUCUGUACACGCUGUCUCCCCUUUCUCUCUGUAAUGGCCCCCUGUAUAUUUUCACCCUCGCUAAUUAAUGACAUUUACUACUCUGCCACUCAUCUCCUCUCUCUAUCUCUAUCUCUAUCUCCAUCUCCGUCCCCAUCAGUAUUCAGUAAUGUACCUUCUUCUUCCACUAUUUCUCUGCUGUUAAACUACAUCCACAGCUCAGCCAUCGAGACCUGGGCUUUAGGGUUAGAUAAUUUUUUUUGGUGUCCCGCUUUUUACGCUAUUCAUUUUUCAAAUUUCGUUAACCUCGAAGUUGGAAUAUGGACAUUUCUAUUUGCAGAAUGGCUUUAUGGUUCUCUGUUUGCGCUUCUGUUGAAGGCAAAAGGCUGGGGAUGCAGCUCUUAUAUAGUGGUGCAUUCUGAAACUUUAAUAUAGAGAACGGAGAGUGAACUGCUUUGAAUCUUCACACUUGAUGAUGAUGGAUGGGCGGAGACAUUCAGUUGACAUUCCCAUCUCAAGGACUCUUAUAGCACUCAGGAGGGUGAGGUCUCUGAGGGAUCCAUCAACUAAUUCCAUGAGCAAAUUCUCUGCUUUACUUGAAAAUGCAAACUGGGAAACCAAUUCCACUAAUGAGAUUUCUUUGCAAUUCAUGGGUGGUUGUCAACAAGGUGGUUCUGAUCAUAACGGCCUUGCAAGUUUGAAAAAUUCAGGACUUAAUGGAAAGAGGGAGGAAGAAGUUGAUGAUUUUGAAAUGCGAUGUGAUUUUGGGAAAUCCAAGACUCAGUUGAACUCUUGUGAGAAUUCAGGUAGAGUAGAAAAGGUGGGGGCUCCUAUUAGGACAAAGAAGCUUGAAGGAUUGGAUAAUUGUGCCUUAAAUCAGGAAGAUGUUCAUGGAAACAAGUCAUUGCGUGAAAGAUAUUGUAGCAAUCAUAGGGACAAAGGAUGGGAAUUAGCAUGUGUCACACCUUUGAGUAACUGCUUGGAGGAUGUAGAUUCAACUAAUGAACUGAUUUUAGGAUCACCAAUAGUAGAAUGUAUGGACCAGUCUAUGUCAAGAAAGAAAUCCCAAUACAAAAGUCAAGUUAAAUCAUCUGGGAUGGUGGGUGAUGUUUUGAGUCGAUUAGGUAGUCCAUGCCUAUCCGUAAGUGAUGCUUUAUCAAGCCAUAGCAUAUCAUUCCUUGCAAAUGAAGAGGCUGAUUUGAUGAUUCCAAAUGACCCUGGAUGUGGGAUAAGCUGCUGCUGGACAAGAACCCCUAGAUUCCGAGAAUCAAAUCCAUUUUCUGAUGCAGAAGGUCGUCCCUUGUUGUUCAAGGAUGUGGCUGAGACAGCAUCUUUUGGGCAAAGGAGCUGGAAGCUCAUUGCCAAUGAAACUCCAAGGAGUUUCAGCCAGAAGUUUAGGCCAAAAUCUUUUGAUGAAUUGGUGGGACAAAAUGUAGUGACAAAAUCUCUUUUGAAUGCUAUUUCAAAAGGAAGGAUAACCUCCUUAUAUAUUUUCCAUGGUCCCCGAGGCACAGGCAAGACCUCUGCAUCAAGAAUCUUUGCCGCAGCAUUAAAUUGUCUGUCACUUGAGGAGUUUAAACCAUGCUGUCUAUGUCGAGAAUGUGUUCUGUUCUUUUCUGGAAGGAUCAGGGAUGUGAAAGAAAUAGAUUCAGUGAGAAUUAAUCGUGCGGAAAGGAUUAGAUCCCUAAUUAAGAAUGCGUCAAUUCCUCCAGUUUCGUCACGGUUCAAGGUUUUCAUCAUUGAUGAGUGUCACUUGUUGCAUGGAGAGACAUGGGCAACUAUUCUAAACAGCCUAGAGAACUUUUCUCAACAUUCUGUAUUUGUGAUGAUCACACCUGAUCUGGAAAAGCUGCCAAGAAGUGCAGUAACUCGGUCUCAAAGAUAUCAUUUUCCAAAGAUAAAAGAUGCUGAUAUAGCAACCAGAUUGGGGAAUAUUUGUGUUGAAGAGGGUAUUGACUUUGAUCUGGUUGCUUUAGACUUCAUUGCUGCUAAAUCAAAUGGCUCACUUAGGGAUGCAGAAAUGAUGCUUGAUCAACUGAGUUUACUUGGUAAAAGAAUCACAAUGUCCUUGGCCUAUGAGCUUAUCGGAGUUGUUUCUGAUGAUGAAUUGCUCGAUUUGCUGGAUCUGGCUUUGUCAUCUGACACUUCAAAUACAGUUAUAAGGGCCAGGGAUUUGAUGAGAUCCAGGAUUGAUCCUAUGCAACUUGUGACGCAAUUGGCAAAUCUCAUUAUGGAUAUACUUGCUGGCAAAUGCGAAGAAGACAGUUCUGAAAUUAGAAGGAAAUUUUCAAGGAGUCAUGCUUCUGAGACAGACAUGCAGAGGUUGAGUCAUGCAUUGAAAAUACUUUCUGAAACUGAGAAACAAUUGAGGAUGUCCAAAAAUCAAAGCACAUGGCUUACCGUAGCUCUUUUACAGUUGAGCUCUCUAGAAACUCCUUCCCUGAAUGCAAAUGAUCCAAAGUCCUCUUUGAGGAAUGCACAUGACAGAGAUGGUGAUUUUUGCAGUACGUCAUCCACAGAGGAGAGCUUGAAGCUCCUUUUCCCUUGUUCGUGUGAAGACAGUAAGUCACAUAAGUUGGGGAUGCAGGGGGAUUGUAAAGCAACACUGGAGUCAAUAUGGAAGGGAGCUACAGAAUUGUGCCAAUCAAAUUCACUUAAGAAUUUUCUAAGGAAACAGGGGAAGCUGUCUUCUCUUUGUGUAAAUCGAGAUAUGGCUGUAGCUGAAUUGGAAUUUCACCAUCCUGACUAUGUAUCCAAGGCUGAGAAGUCAUGGAAGAUGAUAGCAAGUUCACUGCAGUUGAUUUUGGGUCGAAAUGUGGAAAUUCGAAUUAAUUUGGUACUUUGUGCUCCUGUGUCAAAGUGUACUAAACUGAGGAAGCUGUCUUUUAGUUUGUUUAGUUGUUCCCGCAGAAUGCAGCAGAAAUCACAAUUACCAAUGGAAUGCAGAAGCAACUCCGACUCUUCUGAUCAUGUCUCUGAAAAGCCUAUGAUAAGUGACAAAGCUAUCUUAACAUGUUCUUCUGAUUGUAGAUCCCAAAUGCCACAUAACUAUCCCAGAGUAGAAGUGGUAAGGGCUUUGAGAAAUACCGAGGGGAAUGUAUUGAGCAUAGGGAAUGCCUCAUCCCACAGAUCAUUACAAGAUGAUAUGCAGAAACUCCCUGCACAUGGAAUUGAUUCUUCUAUGGAAGUAAGAAGCAGCCUUGAAAAUGACGUUUUCCCUACUCAGGAAACUGAAGAGCCGCCAAACUGUUUUCCUAGAGCUCGGAGGCUCCAAAAGAGGUUACAUUCAUCUGACAAUUCUAAAGUGAUUUGGAUGGAUAAUGAGCGAGCGAACAAGCUUACCCUUUCUGUUCCCGGAAAGAAAUCCUUUGAAACGUACAACAGCACUGAUGAUUCUUAUGUCUUCGGCAGCAACAAUUACACCAACUCUAGAAGUGAGGAUGAGCUGAGGGAGAACACAGUUGCCCUUUGUUGGAGAACACCCGCAUUGCCCAUUAACAAGAAUUGGCAGUUGACGGAUCACCGAAGAAGAUCACCCUUAGUUGGGUGGGUUCUUUCCUGUGCCUCAGCAAAAUAAUGCUAUAUAUGGUAUGGGAUACCAGUAAUUCUUGCGUUGGCAGCAUGGGAGCUUCAAUGGUGCUCUUAAAUUUGUUCUAUGUAUAUAUCCAUAUGUUGCAAAACAAAUUUUUUCUUUACAAGGGAACAAAAGAACUAGUGUAACUAUUUAAUCCUCUUUAACUCUAGCUCAGGUUUCAUUCAUUUGGGAAGUAAAGAGACUGAAAAUGGAUUAGUUGGGCAUUUUCUGUCCUUUUUAUUUUAUUCUAUUCCUAGUGAUGCUAA